This is a messenger RNA of Hirsutella rhossiliensis, 3192 nucleotides long. Its product is annotated as type I phosphodiesterase / nucleotide pyrophosphatase domain-containing protein. Gene Ontology annotation, biological process: GPI anchor biosynthetic process. Bases 1 to 3192 code for a protein of 1063 amino acids. NCBI's taxonomy places the organism in Eukaryota, Fungi, Ascomycota, Sordariomycetes, Hypocreales, Ophiocordycipitaceae. Gene Ontology annotation, molecular function: mannose-ethanolamine phosphotransferase activity. The record is from RefSeq and is a predicted model, not a curated record. The transcript has a single exon. Gene Ontology annotation, cellular component: endoplasmic reticulum membrane.
AUGCCACCGCCCAACAGCCCCGACCCCAGGGCCCCAGGACGAGAUGGCGCGCCGCCAAAGAGCGAGUACACGGCCAUCGCGGAGCAAUGGGGGCAGGCAAAGCGCGCCGAAGCGGCCGGCGAGGGCCAGCGGACGGAGAAGCAGAGGCUGGAGGGGCUGGGGAAGCAGAGGGAGGCUCUGAACGAGCAGAGGCGCAAGGCGUACGAGAGGCGCUGGAGAUGGGCCGUCGCCUUUUGGGCGUGGCUGCUCGUCAUCCACGCCGUCGGCAUAUGGCUCUUCACCAGCGGGUUUCUGCUGACGCGGCUGGUGCUCGAGGAAAAGUCGCAGUGCGCGCUGCCGCCCAUUGGCAGCAAGCUGGCCUCACUCGACGUCGACGGCGGCUGCUGGCAUUCCAAGACGUUUGACCGCGCCGUCGUCGUCGUCAUCGACGCCCUUCGCUACGACUUCACCAUCCCCGAGGACCCGUCCGGCGCGCGCCGGUUUCACAACGCCCUGCCCUUCUUGCACGACACGGCGGCUGCCUCGCCUCGACAUGCCUUCCUGAGGCCCUUCAUCGCCGACCCCCCGACCACGACGCUCCAGAGGCUCAAGGGCCUGACGACGGGCACGCUACCUACGUUUAUCGACGCCGGAAGCAACUUUGCCGGGACCGCCAUUGACGAGGAUAACCUGCUGAUGCAGCUACGGGGCGCCGGCAAGAAGAUUGCCCACGUGGGCGACGACACCUGGUGGUCUCUCUUCCCGGGCUAUUUCGAGCCCAACAUUUCCAAGGCCUACGAUAGCUUCAACGUCUGGGAUCUCCAUACCGUCGAUAAUGGCGUCAUCGACAACAUUUUUCCUCUGCUGGACGCCAGCAGCAACAAUGGGCAGUGGGACUUGCUCAUCGGCCAUUGUCUCGGUGUCGAUCACGCCGGGCACCGGUAUGGACCCGAUCACCCUGCCAUGAACGCGAAGUUGCAGCAAAUGGACGGAUUUCUCCGCAAGCUGACGGCCGAGAUCGACGAUGAUACCCUGUUGGUCGUCAUGGGCGAUCACGGCAUGGACAGCAAGGGCGACCACGGCGGCGAGAGCGACGAUGAGGUCGAGGCGGCGCUGUGGAUGUACUCGAAGAAGCCCGUCUUUGGACGCACGUCGCCCGAGUUUGCGACGCCCCCGGCAACGGCCAAAAUCCGGCCCGUGAACCAGAUUGACCUCGUGCCGACCCUUGCGCUGCUCCUCGGCAUCCCCAUUCCUUACAACAACCUGGGGCGCCCCAUCGAGGAGGCCUUUGCCGGGCCGCGCGGCAGCGACUGGGCCAACCUCGCCGCAGUAUCGCGCAUGGCCUCUGCCGGCAUCGAGCGCUACCAAAAGUCGUACUUUGCCGCUCGCGGCGUCUCUCAGAGCUCGGAGCCGGGGUCUCCCGCCGCGUUGUGGGCGCUGGCCAACGCCGGCGGCAUGUCGGAGCGGGACACGUACGAUGCCUUUGGCAUGUUCCAGGCGAAAACGCUUCAAGUUUGCAAGGGCCUGUGGGCGCGGUUUGAUGUGCCGCGCAUGGUAGCCGGCGUCUUCAUCACCGCUGUUGGUGUCGUGAUCCUGUUCAUGUACUCGUCCAGGAGUCCUGAUGAUGCCUACGCUGUCAUGAACGACGUGGAACUCGACUACGCCGAGAAGAAGCUUGAACUGGUUGGAUUCACGGGCGAGAUUGAAUCCCACGCCGACCAGUACUACCACAAGGACAUGCUGCGCGGACUCUGGGGUAUCCGGUUCCUCUUUGUCACGGGGGCCCUCAUCUUUGCUGCCGUCUACCGUGGGCAGCCCAUGGAUGGGCUGGCUGCCUUGGUGAUGACACUGAUGAUGACCAGUGUCGGGACCUCGCUGCACGAGGGCGGCAAGACGCUCCUCAACCUGCUGCCGCGCGACUUUUGGGGGUGGCUGUCGGUUGUCUUUACGCUCAGCCACUCUGUGGGAUUCGCGUCCAACUCGUAUACCAUCUGGGAAGACUCGAUCCUCCUCUUCUUCCUCACGACCUUUGGCGUGGCCUCGGCGGUAGCCUCUUUCCGCAUCGAGUCCAAGGUGGAUCGCACCAUGGCCAUCUACCACUCGGUUGCGUUUGUCGUCCUUGGCCGGCUGGCGUCGUACUCGAAGCUCUGUCGCGAGGAACAGAUGCCCUACUGCACGUCCACCUACUAUGCGUCUGCCGCAUCGUCGACGUCGGCCCCGUGGCAACUCGUCAUCCCCUUUGUCGUGCUUGUGGUUCUUCCCUCGGUCAUCAAGUCGUUUCUCGUGCCGAUGAGGUCAUACGAGGGCCUGGCGCCAACCUGGAUCGGCUAUGUCUUCCGGGUCGGACUCUUCAUGUCGGCCGUCUACUGGGUUAUCGACGCGGCCGACAACGGCGACUGGCUAGCCGGCAGGCUGCCGGAAGGGACGCUCAAGGCGGUGGGCGUCUAUCUUGCGCAGCUGGGCCUGGCGCUGGCGCUUGUGGCUGGCACGACCGCCUUUGUAUGGGCGCCGCCGUGCGUGUCCAUUGUGUCGGCCACGUCCAAGACAGGUCAGGCCCGCGUCGUCAUCCUCGGCUACGCCAACACGCUCGGCGCGCGCUACCUCAUGUUGCCGCUCAAUAUCCUCGGGGCCUGCCUGCUUCUCUCGAAGCCGAUGGGCUCGGGCGCCCUCGCGCUCAUGCUGUGGCAGGUGCUCUCGCUCGUCGAGGUGCUGGACUACAAUGGCCUCAAGACGGAGAGCAUCGGCCCCGUGGUGCUCGCCAUGCUCGGCAACUUUUACUUCUUCAAGACGGGCCACCAGGCGGCGCUGUCGAGCAUCCAAUGGGACAGCGCCUUUGUGCCGCUCUUCACCAUCCGCUACCCGUGGUCGCCGCUCGUCGUGGCGCUCAACACGUUUGCGGGCCAGGUGCUGGCGGCGGCGUGCGUGCCGCUGCUGGCGCUAUGGAAGACGGGGCCCAAGCAGAGGGGCGUGCUCGAGGCGGUGGCGCGGGCGGCGGGCAUCUUCGUCGCCUACUACGCCGUCGAGGCCCUCGCCACCAUGAGCUGGGCGGGCUGGCUGCGGCGCCACCUCAUGCUGUACCGCGUCUUCAGCCCGCGCUUCAUGAUGGCGGCGGUGCUGCUGCUGGUGCUCGACGUGGUGGUGGUGGCGGUGACGCUGGCGGGCUUGCGGAGCAACACGCUCUCCGUGAGUGAGGUUUUUGGAUGGGCCGAGUAG